CGGCCAGCCAAUGGCUUUGUUAGCCAGACCACUAGAGCGUGUCGCAGCGCCCGAGACGUCACAGUCGCCAACCAUCUUCGCAGCACUUGCGCGUUUGUCGCAUGUCCUUCACCGUCCCGCACUGCGCGCACUGCAACCUUUUCUCGCGCAUAAUCGCCCGGCGCAUAUAAACGCGCACGCACCCCGUUUUUGGACCACAAGACCCCUCGACUUACAGCCGCGCCAUGGACUCCCCACCGACGCAUUCCGUACGACCGUGGACGCCGCCCGAGACCGAAGCGCGUGGCAGCCCUGAAUCCGCCUAUUUUUCAGACCCCUUCCGACGAGCAUCGAGCUGCGCAUCAGACAUGGACGAACACCGUUGGCCGCUUCGACAGCCGCGGUCCGGCUCCCCUGGCAGGAAGAGCAAACGAUGCGAUACAUCCAACGAGCCGCUCAGCAUCUCCAGGCCGAAGCCUCACCACACAGUCACCGAGCCUGCGCCGUACACACCAACGAAAACCUCCAGUCUGCUGGAACACGCGCCUGGCGCGUUGCGCUAUCCGUACACGCCCGAGAGCUCGCGUAUAUUACACCCAAGCACAGAGGGCUCGCUAUCGCCGAUUCCAUGGGAUACCGGAUCGCGUUCAUCGGCUUCACCUGUGCAGAGCGCCCUCUCAUCAUGUAUCGCGCACUUUGAAAACCUCACGGCGGAGCGCGAGCUCACCGACGAUCAGAUGGAGUACAUUGUUGGACAGUUCGAGAACAUGACCUCCUUCCUUGCUGCCCCGGAUGCGCAGACGAAGAAGGGCGCCGACGAUCUGUUUUCUGGUGGAGAUUCACCGCGUCCUGCAAGCCCCAAGCCCACGGCGCACGUCAUCGAAGAUAACAGUAACUAUAUGGCCCAGGUCGGGAAGUAUAUCAACGAUGUACAAAUCUACACCGCGGACCUGAAACGGCGCUUCGAGGAAGCAAAAGCUUUGAACGAGAUCCAACUCGCCAUUAUCGACGGGUUGCGAAAGAAUGCGAACGCAGUGAAGCAGAACAUGCAAGAAUCACUGGACAUUUCUCCCUCUAAGUCGGGCUCUAGAGAUGUUGGCAGCAGCUGGGAGUCCAUGGAUACUGCAGUCGACGACGUCGAGGCAUACAACCCCAAGGCCACCACACCACUCAGACCAGCAAUGGUCGAGUCCGGCACACAGACCGAUGAACGUAAGAAGCUCGUUCCUGCUCGCAAGCCUGCACAGCCUGCGCCGCCCAUGAGACGUGGAUUUUGGAUCGCUCUCUGUGAGGCGCUGGAUGGCUUCAGCGAUGAUCUACACGAGCGCUGAUGCUUUCCCACCACUCGUCGGCCUUUCCUUUGCUCUUAUACCCUUUUCCAUAUUUCGUUCUUGG
Boeremia exigua is the source of this 1374-nucleotide messenger RNA. RefSeq lists its product as uncharacterized. Lineage: Eukaryota; Fungi; Ascomycota; Dothideomycetes; Pleosporales; Didymellaceae. Bases 225 to 1310 code for a protein of 361 amino acids. The record is from RefSeq and is a predicted model, not a curated record. The transcript has a single exon.